UCGCCACCGUCACGUGUGCUCCGCUCUCCCCGGGGAGCACUUCCGGUGGCGUUUCCUGUGUUUGUAAACUGAAAUCGAAGUCGGCUAAGACCGAGAGAAAACAAACGCUUCGUUAAAACAAAACCAGUUGUGGUCGCUGGGUUCCUGCCAGAUGACCGGGGUGGAUGAAGUGUUAAUCCAAGCUGAGCAGCCUGAUCGAGGGGCCCCAGUGGCACAGCGCACACCCUAACGCACACCGGCCAGCUCCGAUGGCGCAUUUACCAGGCAGCGCGGUGAGGGAUCACAUGAAAUGGGCGGGGUUGCUGGGGUGCGAGGCCGUCCUCUCCAGCAUGGCUCUCAUGCAGGCCAGCACCAUGGUGGGACAGAAGAAGAUGAUGUCUCAGAUGUCCCAAAUGUCCCAGAUGUCCCACAGCAGCGGGGGAGGAGGGGCGUCUCACAGGGACAGCGGGGACAGAGGACACAGCCACUCUCACAGUCACAAUCACAUGGUCAUGCCUGCAACACUCAGCUGCCCCCCACUGGUGAUCCGGAAGGAAGGAGAUUUCCACGCUGCCCGAAUUCUGGAAGACAAAAUCCCGCAGGAGUCGGACGAGCAGCAGCUGAAAAAGAAAAACAGGAAGUCCGGGACGCCCUGCAAAGUGGUGGCGGUGGAUGAGAAUGGGGACUGUCCGUUGAAAGUUCAGAAAAACUUCAUCUGUGAUCAUUGCUAUGGAGCCUUCCGCAGCAGUUAUCACCUGAAGAGACACAUUCUAACACACACAGGAGAGAAACCGUUUGCGUGCGACGUCUGCGAUAUGCGGUUCAUCCAGCGCUAUCACCUGGAUCGACACAAACGUGUUCACAGCGGAGAGAAACCGUACCAGUGCGACCGGUGCCAGCAGAACUUCUCCCGGACGGACAGGCUGUUGAGGCAUCGGCGGCUGUGCCAGGGCAGCGUGGUGAAGACGGAAGCCCACGCUUGCUGUGACAGCAGAGCCUACUCUCAGGACCAGACCUCCCCCAGCUCGGGGUGGAGCCCCAUGACGCAGGCAGCCUCCGGCAGGCUCGCGGUCUGAGCAGGGAGGCACGGGUGGGAUCGCAGCGUUCCCUUGCCUUGGAGCGCUGGGAGUCACCCGGUCAAAGCUGCAUUGUGGCUUGACUCUAGUAAAAGUGACAUGGACAUUAUUUUAUUUUUUUUAACCCCUCCAAGCUAGUUAAUGCUAUUUAAAAAAAACAAAAAAAUGUUUUUAUCGUGGUACCGUUCUCCAAUGUGUUAAAUGUUUUAUUUUGUAUUGAAGGGGAGGGAGGGGUCUAGAAUAGUGAUGGGGUUGUUUUUAUUUUAUUAUUUUACAUUUUUUAAACAAAGGGUAUUCAGAAAAUUCAGGUGGCUGCACGGUAGUGCAUUGCUCCAUUGUGUCAAGCUCCUGGGUUUCAUUUUUUUUUUAUAUAAAUAGAAACUUUUGUUAAACUUCACACUUUCUUUUCUAAUAGAACAAUGUAGUUUGUGGUCCUGAGUGUUUUUAUAAGUAGUUUAUAUAUAUAUAUAUAUAUAAUUGUACAUUUGUUGUCUCACAAGCCCAAGUUCAAAAGCUCGAAAAAGGUGUUUCUUGUAAAAUGUUGAAGCAAAAAGAGGCAAUAAAUCUGCCCCUUCAUGGGCUUGUGUCUGAACAGCAGAAACCACUUUUGGAGAAUGUAAACCAAAUGGGUUGUCAACAAGGCCUUCCUCCUUUCUGUGGAAGUAGACCUCUUGAGAAUG
This is a messenger RNA of Acipenser ruthenus (sterlet), 1735 nucleotides long. RefSeq names its product zinc finger protein 740-like. The transcript is spliced from 7 exons. Gene Ontology annotation, biological process: regulation of transcription by RNA polymerase II. The record is from RefSeq and is a predicted model, not a curated record. The coding region runs from base 249 to 1055 and encodes 268 amino acids. Gene Ontology annotation, molecular function: RNA polymerase II cis-regulatory region sequence-specific DNA binding; DNA-binding transcription factor activity, RNA polymerase II-specific. Lineage: Eukaryota; Metazoa; Chordata; Actinopteri; Acipenseriformes; Acipenseridae.